UCGCCAUGAACAGCUUCCUCCUUAUCGCUGUGUAUGGAGCGACUCUUGCUAUCGCUUUAGCAUUUACUUUUACUGAAUACGGAAACGAAAAGAACACGACAGGCUAUAAAAAGUCUCAUGAUGACUUUGAAUCGGAAUUUGAAGAUGCUUUAAGUGACUUGAAUAGGAAUGCUGAGGAUUAUGGCUUCUAUAAAAACGAACCAGAAGCUGACAUCGAUGAUGAAAAAGACGAUAACGAAGGCGAGGAAAGCGAUGUUUUGGAUUUAGAGAAGAGAGCACUGGACCCCAAAUCGCGGAAAGGGCACCCCCGCAGGUCUCUCAUCCGUCCAAAAGUAGGACAAGCCCUAUUGCGCCGCCGCCGUUCAGGAGUACGCCGUCGGCGUAGAAAUGGCUAAAGGAUGUCAAACAGUUGAUAUCCAUGAAGUCGAUUUAUGAAGACCGUCCGAGCUCGAAGACUAAAGAAAAAUUUAAUUUUAAAAUCCUUCUCUGCAGUAAUGCGUGGCCAUGACAAAGAAAUAUUAUUUAAACCCUAGCUAAGCUUAGAAAUAGUUUUGUUUUCAUUAUACUAGAACAUUUCCUUUCAAAGUAAUGUAAACGUGGGCAAUAAUCAAGAAAUGUAAUUCGCGUAUUUUUGUGCUCAGUUGAGUGAAACUUUCCUUUCUUUUUUCAAGCGUAUUGACUCCUAGUAUCGAAGUCAUUUUCCUACACGGUCUAACAAGAUGUCAUCACUUAACGGCGACAAAAUAAAAAUUGUAUAUUAACUAAAUUGAUUAAGAUCAGUUAUUUAGGGAAAACAAAGUUAGAAAAUUUCAAAGCGGGUCAUUUGGAGAAAAAAAAAACAUGUUAAUUGCUUUGUCAGGAGGGUAGGUAAAAGGAAAAAAAAAUAA
Molecule: messenger RNA, 887 nt
Organism: Pocillopora verrucosa
Lineage: Eukaryota; Metazoa; Cnidaria; Anthozoa; Scleractinia; Pocilloporidae
Source: RefSeq, a predicted model, not a curated record